GGCGAGAUUUCAAAUUUCUCCUCGUCUCGCUUUGCCGGUGGAAAACCACCUUAAGACACGCACGCUAUGUUGGCGUAUUGUUGCUAUGGCAAUAACAGUAUUUGUCACAACAAUAACGAGGAGAAAUCGAAACCUUUUCAAAAAAGCAUCUUAAAGUUGGAAUUGUAGUAAUUGUAGUCCUUGAACAUAUUUAAUUCCUUAAAAUGACAGAGCAAAUAAAAUUCAUUGUGAAGGAAGUUAACUCAACUCUGGGUAGAAGUUAUGAUCUGAUAAAAUUCGAUGCGUUGGAUGAAAAGCAGCUUUUGCAGCUGCUGGUAGAUUUGCUCGUCAGCUUCAAUGCUGGAGAAAAGUUGGAUAUUCGUGAAGAUGACACAGAAACAGUUUCAGUUCGCCUUUUGGAAAUGCUAGCAAGUGUCAAGUAUCGACCACCACAGGGAGUGGAACCAUCUCGAUUUCGUGCCCAACUUUUAGCUGGUGAUUCGAGGACUAUCCACCACGUCAUGCAUUGGCUUCUUCUUAACAAGAACCAAGUCCAAAAUACUGCUUAUUUGGCCAAAUAUUUGAAAAUCCCCGAUAUUCCAAGUGAUGUGGCCCGAAACAAUAAUAUUCAAGAUCUUCUUGAUUUGUAUCAGAAUUUAAUAGACGAGUUCAAAGAGGUGCAUAAAAGAACGAGAAUGCUCGAGAAGGAAAAUGCUUCUGAAAUUAUUAAUGACAUAAAAGAAAUGGCGGUUGAGCGAGAUAUUGUAAUAAAGAGAUUGGAAAAUGUUCAAGUAAAUCUAAUGGGCGUUAGUGACAAAGAAGAGUUAUUAACCGUUAGUAAAGCUUUGAGAGUUCAACAGGAAAAGACAAAAGAAUUGGAAAAUCAGUAUGAAACGCAACAAUCCCAACUUAAAAUUGCAUCGGAUCAACUAAAGCGUUACUUAAAUGUAAUACACGGUCAGAGCGCGACGCCGAAAUCGGUUAACGACGUGAUCAAACAUUUGCAAGAGGAAAUACAGUUGAACAGCUAUCUCGUAAACGAGAAACUGCCUCAAGAGAGCGCACAUCUACAAAAAGAACUGAACAUCAUGCAGUCCAUUGCUACCGAGCAACAUCCGACUCGUGCUGAUCUGGUUACCGUACAAGACAAGAUUGCAGCAGUAAACAGUGAGCUGGAGCACAUAGUGCAGCGUAAGCUGGCCGCUGCAGGUCCGCAAGAGGACAAGCUGGCUCCAUUUAGGCAGCAGGCGGCAGUGAUUCGUAGGAACAAGGAGGCAAGUGCCACGCGGGUUCAUGAGCUUGCCGCCACGCUUAAGGACCACGAAGCUACUUUAGCUGAUUUACAGUCACAGGUUAAACUGCUCCUGGGCGACACAGUGCUGCGGGGUGAAGAAUUGAAGAAAUACGUCAGUACCCUGCGCACAAAGAGCACCGUCUACAAAAGGCAGAGAGCCAAUCUCUCAACGUUCAAGGUGGAAGCUGGAAUUUUAGCGAGGACUCUUCACAUAAUAAGUACGAACGACCCUACAAUAGAAAUGGCGUUGGUAAAUCAUAAAAAAUUGAAAAUUGACGACGAUGACUUGGAAAAGGAAAAUAAGGCCUCAGAUUUGGCAAAAAAAUCUCUACAUGAUUUAUCACAAUUGGUAGCGCAAACUGCGCAAAAGUUGUCGCAAGUACGUCAGGAAAUACAACCCCUAGCGGAUAAAAUUAAACCGAUUAGAGAGGAUUUUCAAACCGUUCAACAACAGUACGAACAAAAGAAGCGAGUUUACGAAUCGACUUUCAUCAACAUAACAUCUCAAAUGGAACCCUUGAAAAAUCAAGUAAAAGAUUUGACCGAGCAGCUGAAUAGUAAGGAGGAUGAAUGGAAAAACUUGAGACAAAAAAUCACAAAGGCGGAAAGUUUGCAGGAAGUUGUAAUGUUUGAAAUGAAAAACUCAAUGCAGUCGCCACGCAAGCCCUCGAAGAUGGAGGCUUUGAAGAAAAAAGUUAGUGAGAUCGAGCAAGUCGUCAAAAAUCUAGAGGAGGAACAACGAGCUAUCAGUUCUCGACAAGGUUUAGUGGAGGAGCAGACACGGUUAUGGGAGAACACGCUGCAAUUGCUGCGUUCUAAAAUGCGCGCGCGCACCGAGCCAACUGCAAGGCAGGGACGCAUGCACAUCACACAGCAUUCCCAAAUGCUUACUCUCGCUUAG
This is a messenger RNA of Hyposmocoma kahamanoa, 2174 nucleotides long. RefSeq names its product intraflagellar transport protein 81 homolog. The coding region runs from base 204 to 2174 and encodes 656 amino acids. The transcript is spliced from 11 exons. The record is from RefSeq and is a predicted model, not a curated record. Gene Ontology annotation, biological process: intraciliary transport; cilium assembly. Gene Ontology annotation, cellular component: intraciliary transport particle B; centrosome; cilium. Lineage: Eukaryota; Metazoa; Arthropoda; Insecta; Lepidoptera; Cosmopterigidae. Gene Ontology annotation, molecular function: tubulin binding.